AUGACCCCUCAGCCCAAGCCCAACACCCUGUGCAGCGGCGACGUGGACGGCUACAAUCGUCUUUCGAAGUGCGAAGUCGUCCCUGUGGAUGAUGAGGUCUGCGCUCUCAUUGACGUCCCCCUCGGAUCGAUCCACGAGUGCGUGCACUGUGGCGAGUGGUACCACCCUGCAUAG
Apiotrichum porosum is the source of this 174-nucleotide messenger RNA. RefSeq lists its product as uncharacterized. NCBI's taxonomy places the organism in Eukaryota, Fungi, Basidiomycota, Tremellomycetes, Trichosporonales, Trichosporonaceae. Bases 1 to 174 code for a protein of 57 amino acids. The record is from RefSeq and is a predicted model, not a curated record. The transcript is spliced from 2 exons.